CGUUCUCAUCUCUCCAUCGUCCCCGUCGGUCGUCAAUCAAUGGAGUCUCUCUCCCUCUCUGCUGUCCUUUCUGCUCCAUUUCCUCUCCAAAACCACCCCAAAACCCCCAAACUCGUCAAUCUCCACAGACCCAAUUCUGCCAUAGCCCGGAAGCUCCCUCCCCUGAACCGAUCCCAUUCCCCAGUCACUUCCCGGACCCAAUCCAGGGUCCCUCCCCUGCUCCCCCUCUCCCUCAUCAACCUCUUCAAUGGCGCUCUCCCUUGCUUCGCCGCUGAUACCAUACUUUCCUCCUCCUCCUCCUCAGGCCCGGACCCAUCCGCCAGAAUCAACUUGGAAGCAAUCUUGGUCUCCAUCGACGACUUCUUCAACCGCAACCCGUUCUUCGUCGCCGGGUGCACGUUCAUCUGGCUGGUCGUCAUCCCUGUCGCGGAAUACUACCUGAAGAAAUACAAAUACGUGUUAGCGAUCGACGCGUUUCGGAAGCUGCGCGAUGACCCGACCGCGCAGCUGCUGGACAUAAGGGACCGGAAGAGCUCGGCAGCAACGCCGCCUCCUAGCCUGGGCUACAUGAUGAAGAGACCGGUUCAGGUUCCGUUCGACGAGGGGGACGAAGACGGGUUCGUGAAUAAGGUGAAGGAGAGCUUCGGGGACCCUUCGGACACGGUCAUAUGUAUACUAGACAGUUUUGAUGGCAAUUCCAUGAGAGUGGCUGAAUUGCUGUUCAAGAAUGGGUUCAAGGAGGCCUAUGCAAUCAAGGAUGGCGUCAGAGGCAAGAAAGGGUGGCUGGCCAUACAAGAGACCCUUCUGCCUCCUUCUGUGCACAUGUUCCCCAAGAAGAAGGGCAAAGCUUCAGAAGAUCUCGGGACGAACGGAGCAGUUGCAAAGCAAAGUGGUCGGAAUAGUUCGCUCUCAUCUUCACCCAGCCUUCCAACUAAGGCGGAGAGUCAAGCAUCCAAUCCUGGGAUGAAGUUGGACUCGAAUAAGUCCAAAGUAUCCAUGGUGCCCGAUAAUGUUGUUUGUAGUUCAUCAUCUUCACCGUAUCCUAAUUACCCAGAUUUGAAACCGCCGUCUUCCCCGACUCCUGCAAAGCCCAAGAAUUGAUGCUGAUGGUUAUCUCGAGAAUGGCGGGUGUGUUGCUUCGUGGCAUAUUCUGUCAUGGGAUGAUCUCAAUCCUUGCUUCUGCCUUGUUCGUCGGGUGCAAUUCUUUUGGAUCUCCCAUUUUCUUGGGAAGGAUAAGGGGAAUCGAUUUUCCGGGAUCUGUUUUUGUGUAUCAUCAUGGUGGUCUGAAUCGUGAAAUGCGAAAUUGUUGGGAAAACAGCUGCAGCUAUGUAAACAAGAAAUCAAGAUGUCUAUAUUCCCGAAUACAGACCGGUCGCAUUUUGUAUUACUUGACUGUAUUAACCUCAUGUUGAUCCGGAAUACAAACGAUGUUAUGCUAUGUGAGUUGAAGGCC
This is a messenger RNA of Punica granatum (pomegranate), 1453 nucleotides long. The record is from RefSeq and is a predicted model, not a curated record. Lineage: Eukaryota; Viridiplantae; Streptophyta; Magnoliopsida; Myrtales; Lythraceae.